AUGUAUGACCACAUCGGCAUAGGUUUUGGGCCUGCGAAUCUGGCGCUGUGUAUCUCGCUGCACGAAAAUGAGGAGGCGCGCGCUGCACAGUUCUCUAUGUGCUUCCUGGAGCGCCAGCCGCAGUUUGCGUGGCACCCGUCGCUCCUGCUGCCCGGCGCGCAGCUGCAGGUGUCGCCGCUCAAGGACCUCGCGACCAUGCGCGAUCCGACCUCAUCGUACACGUUUCUGAACUUUCUCCACUGCGAGGGCCGGCUCAUGCAGUACAUCAACCGUGAGGAAAAGGUGCCGAGCCGCCGCGAGUGGAGCGCCUACCUCGCCUGGGCCGCCCGGCGCAUGGAUGCGUAUGUGCGCUACGGGUGCAACGUACAGGACAUCAUCCCUGAGACGCAGGAAAAUGGAUGCGUCGCGUACCGCGUUGUGUACCGCCGCGACACGCACAUCGAGUCGCUCCUCGCGUGGAACAUCAGUCUCGCGGUCGGCGGCGCGGCCAACGUGCCGCGCGUGUUCAGUGCGAUGUACGAGCCAGAGGCAGAUGCGAUGCUCCCUGUUGUGCACGCGUCUACCUUCCUGCCGCAAAUGGCGCGCCUUGGUGCGACGCUGCACGCCAAGGCUGCCGCGCAGCCGCUGCGCUUCGCGAUUGUGGGUGGUGGUCAGUCGUCUGCCGAGAUUCUGCGCUACCUGCGCGGCCGAUACCCCGAGGCGGCGCUCGACAUGAUUUUCCGCGCUGCAGCGCUCGUGCCGUCGGACGACUCGCCGUUCGUGAAUAGCGCCGCCUUUGAUCCAUCGAGCGUGUCGACGUUCUGGGAGAGCUCGGCGCGUCAGCGCCGCGCGCAGCUUGCCGAGUUCAAGCGCACCAACUACUCGGUGGUACGCAACGACCUCCUAUGCGAGGUCUACGAAAUGCUGUACGACCAGGAGAUCGAGUACCGCGAGCCGGACGAGGAGCCCAAGGGCCUCGUACGCAUUCUCGCCAACACCGAGCUCGUGCAUGCCGAGGUGCUGCCGGGCGGCCGCAUACGCAUCGACUCGUGCACCAACGCAGGCGACACACUCGAGCGCUCGGACGCUUAUGAUGCUGUGUUCCUCGGCACCGGCUUCCAGCGCGAUCCUAGCCACCUGCCCUUCGUUCGCACCCUCGCUGCGCACUUUCCGCUCCUCGCCCCCCACGGGAAGCGCGAGUUCGAGGCCCAGGAGCUCGCGCUGGACGAGCAAGUCGCACAGUCGCACGACCCCGAGACGCUCCGCGCGCAGCUGCGAGGCAUCACACGCGACUACCGCCUCGUCCCGAGUGACGGCUCGCCGUCGCCCGCCACGCUGCCCGACACAGUCGCCAUGCGCAUUCCCCGCAGCCGCCUUGGACGCGAGGGCAGCCGCGACUCGAGUGUUGCGCGCAGCACGCCCGACGACCGCGAUCCGGCACCAGCGCCACCCGUCCAGGCGCCCCGCGAUGGCGCCGUCUUUGUAUUUGGCAGCAACGAAAGCACACACGGCUUGUCCGACAGUCUCAUGUCUAUGGUCGCGCACCGCGCAGGUAUUGUCACCGCGUCGCUGCUGGCCGCAAAACGCGCCUAG
Messenger RNA from Malassezia sympodialis ATCC 42132, 1572 nucleotides. RefSeq lists its product as uncharacterized. NCBI's taxonomy places the organism in Eukaryota, Fungi, Basidiomycota, Malasseziomycetes, Malasseziales, Malasseziaceae. Gene Ontology annotation, biological process: intracellular iron ion homeostasis. The record is from RefSeq and is a predicted model, not a curated record.